This is a messenger RNA of Hyalella azteca, 2214 nucleotides long. RefSeq lists its product as uncharacterized. The transcript has a single exon. The record is from RefSeq and is a predicted model, not a curated record. NCBI's taxonomy places the organism in Eukaryota, Metazoa, Arthropoda, Malacostraca, Amphipoda, Hyalellidae. Bases 283 to 2214 code for a protein of 643 amino acids.
UUUUUGCUCUGCUUAUAAGUUCAUAAUAUACCAAAAAUUCAGCAAUGAUUCAACUGGCAUUCAAUGGCACGGAAGCAAAUAAAAAAAAUUGCUUGAAAUUUUUACGGUUAGAAGUUAGUGGUCGUUCCUAAUUGCACUUUAACUUUAACUUUAAACUUUAUUUAAAAAUCUUUCUAUUCCUGCCUCAAAGCGUGGGCUGCCUCUUUGGUAGACUCAAAAUUGAAAAGUGUUACUGAACUUACACUAAAUUUUUGAGAAGAAAAUUUAUUGCCACUUAUCAAGAUGAACACUCGGAGUGUUUUCAAGGAUAAAAAUAUCAAGUACAGUCCCCAGCAACAGCACAUUCUGGACCUGCAGCUCCAGCACCGAAAACUCCUUGACAUGUCACAACGUCGAGCCUCUUCUCCGGACGUCAACGCGACACCGAUCUGCUGUCCACCCUCCAUACUUCACCCACGAACAGAAGUAAUGGCAGAAGCUCUAUCAAAUACUUCAGGUCCUACGGUCGAUCUGCAGCCUUUUAGGAAUCUGAAUCCGUACUUGAAGCCAAAACGGUCGAAUUCGCUACAUAAUUGCCGGAAAAACUUUUCCCGUAAGACAAAAUUGCCUUCGAGGAGUAACUCCUACGACAACGAGGACCACUUCUACCACGAGAUAGACUUCACCCCUCGUCCAUCCAAAACAUGUGGCAGCACCCGUAACAUUUUUGGACAGACAUCAACGAAAAUAAAUGUAACAACGAACAAUUUUCUUCCGCAAAAAAGUAAAAAGAUCCUUCCUCUGCGGAAACGUUCAAAUAUGACUUACCCACCUUAUCCUGCUGCUCCUCAACCUGUUGUCAAGCGUCGCCUCUUCACGUCGCUUAUCCUCGAUACUUUCAAUGGUUUUCGAUGGGAUGAAGACCCGUGUCUCUGGCGCCCACAGUCCCCUGGUUUAACUUGUCCCCACGACCCGAGGGGGAAAAGCGAUGAGAGUUUAAAUGCCGGGUCAUGUUUCGUUGUUGGCCCGCCCAUGAACUGUGAUGACUGUAAACUUGACCAAACAACUCUUGAAAACCCCUAUUCCUAUGCCGGGGAGGGCAUCGUCGCCCCUGCUGAUGCAAUUCGAUCUCCUCUCGAUUCCGACAGCUACAUGGAAUCUAUCGCGUCGGAGAACAUCUACGAAGAGAUUCCGGAUGAGUGGGAGGCUUUCAAAACAAACAACAGGAGGUCUUUGAUCGAAGAGGUAUUCGAUGAAUACGAACGGGUCAGAGCGCGUCGGAUUCACUCUUCUCCAGACACGAGAUUGGUCAGUAAACAGAAAUCGGGGUCAAUUGUUACUCUGGAUUUCUCUUUCUUCGACUCGUCUGCUUCACCUGAUUCUGGACUCAAUUUAUCCAUGACUGGUACGGAACCCCCUAUCUACGACGACGUGGGGCCUCCCACCGCGAUGAUCCGGCGAGGUUCUCAUCCAGGCUUUAAUGCUUCACAUUUCCCGAACAUAUUGUCCGUUGACAGCCAGGAAAAGCCACCGAUACCCAAACUCAAACGAUGCGAAACUCUUGAAUCUAAUAAUUUUCCAUCUAGAUUGGUAAAUUUUCGACUCCGUUCCGGGUUGAAAAGUUUUCGUAAAAAAUCUGCAAGUAAAGAUCAUGGAGGUGAUCGUAUUGAUGGUACUGAGAAAAACAAUCCAGCUCCUGCCAUUGGUUUGAGGGUUGAGGGGAGUGAUUCAAAAGGCGAGAGACUAGAACCUGGAAGCUCUACCGAACAAAACGUGGAGUCUGGUGACAAUAUCAGUGCUGUGGAAGAGAGGGAGUGGAGUGCUCGUGGUGUUGGUGAUGCGAAAAGGACCAAGUUUAGUGUUGGCUGUGGCGGUGAUGGUAGAAUCGGAGACAAAGAUAGGGAGAAUGGAAGCGGUGACAGUGGCACUGAAGGUGGAAUCGGUGCCACGGACAGAAGGAAGUGGAGUGCUGGUAGUGGCGGUGAUGGUGGAAUCGGUGCCACGGACAGUAGGAAGUGGAGUGCGGAUAUCAGUGGAUGUAUCAGCGAAACUGAGAGUUUGGACGGACUCAAAGAGAUAGAGAGCUGUAAGGGCGAGGGUGUAAAGAAGGAGGGCUACCUCCGAGGACACCUGCGGUCGAGUGGUCGGGGCAUCAGGAACACCUUUGACGGAGUGAGGGAGAAGAUCGAGGGACAGGGCAGGAAGUUCCUCUUCAACAUCAAGAAAGGUAAUUAG